AUGUCCAAAUCUGUGCAACUAACAGACCGAAAACCUGAGGACGAAGCAAACCGCAACCUCAUCGCCGCGUCCCUCGCCGCGGCCGGUCUCCCAGAAGACACUGUUCAGACUCCGGAACAGGCCAAGUUCGUCAUGCCAAUGCUAUCAAACGACGCCGGCGCCACCGGCACCACGGGCCAUGCCUUGCAGAAAUCCCCGGCUACUGUGCGAGAGCGACUGGGUGCCGAGGCAGCGGGGAAGCUAAACGAGUGCAGAAGCGAAGCGGGGUUCAACCAAGACUGCAACACUCCAGAUGCAGCCGCCGAGUGA
This is a messenger RNA of Parascedosporium putredinis, 309 nucleotides long. The record is from the annotation of a GenBank genome assembly. Lineage: Eukaryota; Fungi; Ascomycota; Sordariomycetes; Microascales; Microascaceae.